Messenger RNA from Panicum hallii, 462 nucleotides. RefSeq names its product aspartic proteinase Asp1-like. The record is from RefSeq and is a predicted model, not a curated record. The transcript has 4 exons. Bases 1 to 462 code for a protein of 153 amino acids. Gene Ontology annotation, molecular function: aspartic-type endopeptidase activity. Gene Ontology annotation, biological process: proteolysis. NCBI's taxonomy places the organism in Eukaryota, Viridiplantae, Streptophyta, Magnoliopsida, Poales, Poaceae.
AUGGCUGCCGUGUGGGCACCAGUCGUCGGCCACCUGCUCCUGCUUGCGCUCCUGCCGUUGACCUCCUCCUCCCACAUGGUGUUCGACCUCGGCGGCCAUGUCUACCGCACUGGCGAGUUCCACGUCACCCUGCUCAUCGGAGACCCAGCGAAGCCGUACUUCCUGCACGUCGACACCGCCAGCAACCUCACUUCUUUAGAUUGCAACAAAGGCAGCAAGGUGCCACACCCAGUGUACCGACCAGCACCUAACAAGCUUGUUCCUCGCAAGCAUCUUCUCUGCAAUGCAAUUCACCAGGACGUCGGCGAACCCGAGAAGCCCCAUAAAACAGUAUGCAACUACGAAAUACAUUACCUAGAUGGAUCAUGGUCUCAUGGUGUGCUCAUCCACGACAAGUUCACUUUCCCUUCAGGCAGCACCAAACCUGACAUCGCCUUCGGGGUGGUAGCCACGAGACGGUAA